Molecule: messenger RNA, 2738 nt
Organism: Trichoplusia ni (cabbage looper)
Lineage: Eukaryota; Metazoa; Arthropoda; Insecta; Lepidoptera; Noctuidae
Gene: Ate1
Product: arginyl-tRNA--protein transferase 1
Exons: 8
Coding region: 136-1644 (502 amino acids)
Biological process (GO): protein arginylation
Cellular component (GO): cytoplasm
Molecular function (GO): arginyl-tRNA--protein transferase activity
Source: RefSeq, a predicted model, not a curated record
AAGUCAGUCGCUACUCGCUGUCAUUAUUCUUUUCAUUCCUCUUGAAUGGAUUUUGUUUAGAUCUUGUCUUAUUUCAAAGGCUCACGAUUAUAAUAAAGCAAUUUAGGCUUCUGAGAGAGUAUUAAUUGUUCCAAAAUGUUACGCAGUCUCGUAGAAUAUUACGCUGAGCAUGAGCAAUAUAGAUGCGGUUAUUGCAAGAGGCCAGACACUAAUUAUAGUUAUGGUUUGUGGGCUCAUGCUAUGACUGUGUCUGAUUAUCAAGAUUUAAUUGAUAGAGGAUGGAGAAGAUCAGGAAAAUAUUGUUAUAAACCCACUAUGGACGUAACUUGCUGUCCCAUGUACACAAUACGUUGCCGAGCCUUACAGUUCAAAACUUCAAAGUCUCAAAAAAAAGUAUUGAAGAGGGUCAACAAAUAUUUGCUUGGUGAAGAACUAUUGCAGCCCGCAACGGGGGCUGGGGCACGGAAGAUGUCCACUUGCAGCAGUGGCAGUGAUGUCUUAGGCGAGGGGUUUGAUGAAGGUGGAGAGCAGUUCAUAGAAACUUUAAGAGAACACCAAGAUAUUAAUAUAGAUGUGGUUAAAAAUAGUGAACUCUUGGAUAACCCAUCUGGCGAAGGAGUUGGAGAUAAUGCUUCUCUCAUUAAUGAUAUGAAAAAGAACCAAUCAGAAACUGAAUUGAAACCUGAAGUCAAACAUGUAAAAAAAGAUCUAGGCCCGGACCCAAAUAAGGCACCUUGUAAAAAGGCUAAACAAUUGCGACGGGAGAGGAAGCUUGCGAAACUAAAAGAGAAGGGCAUUGACGUCAUCCCUGAGCCCAGUAAAAACAAAGAAAAACAAAUCGAGGACAUUAUAAAUGAAUUGCCCAAUGAUGUCAAGCAUAAACUUGAGAUAAAGUUAGUAAGAACAUCACCACCAAGCCCUGAAUGGUUGGCAACAGCAAAGGAGACGCAUGAAGUCUAUGUCAAGUACCAAACAACAGUACACAAUGAUAAGCCGGACAAGUGUACUGAACCCAAGUUCAGGGAUUUUCUUGUGCAGAGCCCUCUGUUGGAAGAGCAUCGUGACAACGGUCCUCGCUCGGGCUACGGCUCCUUCCACCAGCAGUACUGGCUGGACGGCAAGCUGAUCGCCGUUGGCGUCAUUGACAUCCUGCCCAAGUGUGUCUCGUCCGUCUACUUCUUCUACGAUCCGCAUUAUAUGAACCUCACCUUAGGAACUUAUGGCGCUUUGAGAGAGAUCGAGUUCACGCGCCACUUACAUUCAGUCUGCCCUCAAAUCGAGUACUACUACAUGGGCUUCUACAUCCACUCCUGUCGCAAAAUGAGGUACAAAGGGAGCUUCUAUCCAUCCGACCUCUUAUGUCCAGAGACCUACAAAUGGUUCCCACUACUGGACUGUAUCCCAAAACUGGAGGCAUCGCCUUACUCAAGACUAGAUCCAGACGUCGACAGCGUUGACGAAAACUAUCCUAAAGAGAGUGAUUUGAAUUAUAUACCGAUGUGGGUGAAUGGGGCUGUCAUGUUGUAUAAAGCAUACAAGAGGCAUUCGGCUGGCAAGAAGAAUAGCAACAAGGCAAACGAACUGGAAGUGUACAUGCGCCUCGUUGGUGGGAAGACGGCUAAGAGCUUGAUAUUAGUACGAUAAUCCAACGUAAAACUUAAAUUAGAAAAUUUGGUCUUAUAUGUAUUAGUUUGUUUAAGAGUUACAGGGAGUGGUGAUUAUAGACACUAAUUAUACGAGUGGAGCCAACGAAGAACUUAGAAAAAUAUCAAUUUUAAAUGUUUGGGAUUUUUUUAUGACUAGGUAAUGAGAUACAUACUCGUAGAUGUGUGUACUUAUCAAGAAAUUGACAAUUUGUAAUGAAGUGUGCAAAGCUCCUUCAAGUAACUUAUAUAAAAGGACCCGAAUUGAAAAGUUACUGUUUUUGACUCUAUUUAAACCUUUAUUAACUUGAUGAAAUUAAAUUUCAAUGGCUUUUAUGAUUUUAGAUGGUGUGUUCAAAAAUUUCUUCUUGAAUGUUGUGCUACUAUUUAUUGUGUUACGUAAAUAAGUAUUUUGCCUGUUUCUUUGAAACUCUAGCUUUUAAUAUUACAAGUACAGAUUGGUGUUGUUUCCCUUCUCCUUAACGAAUAGUAUUUAACAAUAGGUAAGUCCGUGUUUUUUACCAUUAUUAAUAAAACAAUGACUAGUAUACACUUCUCCAAUUCCAUUUUCUGUAUGUUUGUUUGUGGCUCUUAAAAUGACAAGUAUUAAAUAACAUGUAUAUUUUUGUAGAAAAUCCAUUAAAUAAAUUCAAUUUUAGUAGAGUUUAAACGUAAGUAAAUCGGAUUUUAUUUCACUUUACACUUUUUUCUAUUCCAUACUGCAAAAAAAUCAGGAAUAUUUUCAGUAAAACUUCUCGUCACACUAAUAAACAAAUAUAUAAUGUUUUUGAAUACAUGCGAGCUUAGAAAUUAGUAAAUUGUAAAUAAUUGUUGCAGUAUUUUUGUCUUCAUAUUAUUAUUGAACGCUCAUAAGAUGUGAUGCAUAUAGACCACCUAAACGCCUAAAUGUAUGGCACUAAAUAAGACUAGUGAGUUUUGUAUUGGGUGCCGUUGAAACUCUGUAAAAUAAUGUGUUUGACUACCUUAAUGCUUUUAACCCACCUAAUAACAAUCCGAUGCUAUGUUACGUUCUUGUGUACUUAAUAGAUAAUUAUAUUUUUAAAUAAUAACUAGUCAUUAUAACUACUAUUAUGU